Sapajus apella (tufted capuchin) is the source of this 2162-nucleotide messenger RNA. It is a transcript of the gene KRT10, whose product is annotated as keratin 10. The coding region runs from base 120 to 1787 and encodes 555 amino acids. The record is from RefSeq and is a predicted model, not a curated record. The transcript has 8 exons. Gene Ontology annotation, molecular function: structural constituent of skin epidermis. NCBI's taxonomy places the organism in Eukaryota, Metazoa, Chordata, Mammalia, Primates, Cebidae. Gene Ontology annotation, cellular component: keratin filament.
GCAAAAAGAAAACCAUGCAAGUAAGCAAACUCUAACACAUGUGUAACACACCCUCUCAAGAUAUAAAGGCUUGUCACUGUCCUUGGUAGCAGGCACUCCCUUGGCUAAACAGCAUCACCAUGUCUGUUCGAUACAGCUCAAGCAAGCACUACUCUUCCCAUACCCAGGGAGGAGGAGGAGGAGGAGGAGGAGGUGGCGGCUCAUCCUUCAGAAUUUCGAGCAGCAAAGGCUCCCUUGGUGGAGGAUUUAGCUCAGGGGGGUUCAGUGGUGGCUCUUUUAGCCGUGGAAGCUCUGGAGGCUGCUUGGGAGGCUCAUCAAGUGGCUAUGGAAUAUCAGGAGGUUUUGGUGGAAGUAGCUUUGGUGGAGGCUAUGGAAGUAGCAGCUUUGGUGGGGGUUAUGGAGGAGGCAGUUUUGGUGGUGGCAGCUUCAGUGGGGGCAGCUUUGGUGGAGGUGGCUUUGGAGGAGGCUUUGGAGGAGGCUUUGGUGGUGGAUUUGGAGGAGAUGGUGGCCUUCUCUCUGGAAAUGAAAAAGUAACCAUGCAGAAUCUGAAUGACCGCCUGGCUUCCUACUUGGACAAAGUUCGGGCUCUGGAAGAAUCAAACUAUGAGCUAGAAGGCAAAAUCAAGGAAUGGUAUGAAAAGCAUGGCAACUCACGCCAAGGGGAGCCUCGUGAUUACAGCAAAUACUACAAAACUAUCGAUGACCUUAAAAAUCAGAUCCUCAACCUAACAACUGAUAAUGCCAAUAUCCUGCUUCAGAUCGACAAUGCCAGGCUGGCAGCUGAUGACUUCAGGCUGAAGUAUGAGAAUGAGGUAGCCCUGCGCCAGAGCGUGGAGGCUGACAUCAACGGCCUGCGUAGGGUGCUGGAUGAGCUGACCCUGACCAAGGCUGACCUGGAGAUGCAGAUUGAGAGCCUGACUGAAGAGCUGGCCUAUCUGAAGAAGAACCACGAGGAGGAAAUGAAAGACCUUCGAAAUGUGUCCACUGGUGAUGUGAAUGUGGAAAUGAAUGCUGCCCCAGGUGUUGAUCUGACUCAACUUCUGAAUAACAUGAGAAGCCAGUAUGAACAACUUGCUGAACAAAACCGCAAAGAUGCUGAAGCCUGGUUCAAUGAAAAGAGCAAGGAACUGACUACAGAAAUUGAUAGUAACAUUGAACAGAUGUCCAGCCAUAAAACUGAGAUUACUGAAUUGAGACGUACUGUACAAGGUCUGGAGAUAGAACUACAGUCCCAACUGGCCCUGAAACAAUCCCUGGAAGCCUCCUUGGCAGAAACAGAAGGUCGCUACUGCGUGCAGCUAUCACAGAUUCAGGCCCAGAUCUCCGCUCUGGAAGAACAGCUGCAACAGAUUCGAGCUGAAACCGAGUGCCAGAAUAGUGAAUAUCAACAACUCCUGGAUAUUAAGAUCCGACUGGAGAAUGAAAUUCAAACCUACCGCAGCCUGCUAGAAGGAGAGGGAAGUUCCGGAGGCGGCGGACGCGGCAGCGGCUACGGCGGCGGCGGCUACGGCGGCGGCAGCUCCGGCGGCGGCUACGGCGGCGGCAGCUCCGGCGGCGGUUACGGCGGCGGCAGCUCCGGCGGCGGCCACGGGGGCGGUAGCUCCGGCGGCGGCCACGGCGGCGGCGGCUCCGGCGGCAGUUCCGGCGGCGGCUUCGGGGGCAGUUCCGGCGGCGGCUUCGGAGGCAGUUCCGGCGGUGGCUUCGGAGGCGGAAGCUCCAGCGGAGGACACAAGUCAUCCUCUUCCGGGUCGGUGGGCGAGUCCUCAUCUAAGGGACCAAGAUACUAACAAAACAAGAGUAAUCAAGACAAUUAUUGAAGAGGUGGCACCUGACGGUAGAGUCCUUUCAUCCAUGGUUGAAUCAGAAACCAAGAAACACUACUAUUAAGCUGCAUCAAGAGGAAGGAAUCUCCCUUCACGCAGACCAUUAUAUACAGAUGCAUGGAAAACAAAAGUCUCCAAGAAAAUACUUCUGUCUUAAUGGUUUUUGAAAACAGGUUCACGCCGGGAAAAUAAGGUGUCUACACGGUGUUUUGUGGUUUCUGUAUUUUUUCUUUUUACUUUACCAGAAAGUGUUCUGUAAUAAAAAAAAAAAAAAAAAAAACAACUUUCUAUUCUCAUUUACUAAUGAAUUUCAAUAAACUUUCUUACUGAUGCAAACUA